Phytophthora infestans T30-4 is the source of this 507-nucleotide messenger RNA. RefSeq names its product secreted RxLR effector peptide protein, putative. The record is from RefSeq and is a predicted model, not a curated record. NCBI's taxonomy places the organism in Eukaryota, Oomycota, Peronosporomycetes, Peronosporales, Peronosporaceae. The transcript has a single exon. Bases 1 to 507 code for a protein of 168 amino acids.
AUGCGAGUUAAUCAUGUACUGCUUCUGACCCUCGUCGUCCUUCUCGCUUGCAGCGACGUUGUCUUGGGUUCCACUAUCAAACAACAAGCACACGUAUCCCCGGUGGCUUCGCUCGUUGACAUUAAGGUUAUUAUCAACAAUCGAAGAAAGCUUCGAACAAGCGAGAUGGCCGUCUCGGACGACGAAGAGAGAGGAGCGAUCGACACCCUGCGCGCCAAGCUGAUUGGGCCAGCCAACAAAGUGUUGACGUGGCUUAAGAGAAAGGAAGUCGCAGCUGCAGAGAAAGCGAAGACCAAGAAGCUUGUGGAAUUUGUGAAAACUCAAGCUCGCUCCGAAAACCUCGACGACGCUGUGAAGAAUUUGCAGAAGGAAGGCAUCACUCAUGGCCAGGUCAAGGAAUGGCUAAGACUCGACAAGGAAAAGAAUCAGUGGAUGACUCUGGACCGCGAUAGCCCGCUCUAUCUCAUGAGUACCAACUUUUUGACAAGCUCAGGGAUGCAGCUGUAA